Molecule: messenger RNA, 2730 nt
Organism: Numida meleagris (helmeted guineafowl)
Lineage: Eukaryota; Metazoa; Chordata; Aves; Galliformes; Numididae
Gene: HNF4G
Product: hepatocyte nuclear factor 4 gamma
Exons: 10
Coding region: 311-1534 (407 amino acids)
Biological process (GO): anatomical structure development; regulation of transcription by RNA polymerase II; cell differentiation
Molecular function (GO): RNA polymerase II cis-regulatory region sequence-specific DNA binding; nuclear receptor activity; zinc ion binding
Source: RefSeq, a predicted model, not a curated record
CACGUUUGUUUAGUAAAUCGAUCUGAUGCUUGGGCUGAGGCUGCUGCCCUGUCGCCAUUGAGCAAAGUUAAUUCUCCCUCUGCACGCACACACACAAACACACGCACACUCCUCCGCCUCUUCCCCGCUACAGCGCGCGGUAAAGACGGUGUCGGCCGCACCGAGCGAGGCACGCAGCCCAGCGCCGGGACCCAGCGGGGGGUGCGGGGAGGCGGCCGGCCCGGGGGAUGCCGCCGCCCUGAGCCGCGAGCGCGCCGCGGGGGCCGAGGGACGGCGCGGCCCCGCCGACAGUUCAGGAGAACCUCUCAACAUGAAUGCUACUGACAGCGGGAUCAGCAGUCUCUGUGCAAUAUGUGGAGACCGAGCAACUGGAAAACAUUAUGGUGCUUCCAGCUGUGAUGGAUGCAAAGGAUUCUUUAGACGCAGUAUACGGAAAAAUCAUGUUUAUACAUGCAGAUUCAACCGGCAAUGUGUUGUUGACAAGGACAAAAGGAAUCAGUGCAGAUACUGUCGUUUAAAAAAAUGUUUUCGAGCAGGAAUGAAAAAAGAAGCUGUACAAAAUGAACGGGACAGGAUAAGUACAAGAAGAAAUACUUUUGAUGGCUGCAACAUUCCCUCUAUUAGCACACUGUCACAAGCUGAGACACUUUCCCGUCAGAUCUCAGUCUCCAGUCCUGGUGCAAGCACUGACAUAAAUGCUAAGAAAAUUGCUGGUAUUAGUGAUGUCUGUGAAUCAAUGAAGCAACAACUUUUGGUCCUGGUGGAAUGGGCUAAAUAUAUUCCUGGCUUCUGUGAAUUACCACUGGAUGACCAGGUUGCACUGCUAAGAGCACAUGCUGGAGAACACCUGUUGCUUGGAGCAGCAAAACGGUCCAUGGCAUAUAAGGACAUUUUACUUUUAGGUAACAACUACAUAAUCCAUCGCAACAGUACUGAAGUGGAGAUCAGCCGAGUGGCAAAUCGAAUCCUAGAUGAACUAGUUCGACCCUUCCAGGAAAUUCAGAUAGAUGACAAUGAGUACGCUUGCUUGAAAGCGAUUGUGUUUUUUGAUCCAGAUGCAAAAGGCCUGAGUAAUCCAAUGAAGAUUAAGAACAUGAGGUACCAAGUCCAAAUCAGUUUAGAGGAUUAUAUCAAUGACCGUCAAUACGACUCCCGAGGAAGAUUUGGAGAGCUUUUGCUUUUACUGCCUACACUCCAGAGUAUCACUUGGCAAAUGAUUGAGCAAAUACAACUGGUUAAACUAUUUGGAAUUGUUAAAAUUGACAGUUUGCUUCAGGAAAUGUUACUGGGCGGUACUUCUAAUGAUGCCAGUCAUUUACAUCAUCCAGUACAUCCUCACUUAGCCCAAGAUCCAUUAACCGGCCAAACUAUCCUCAUAAGUUCAAUGUCUGCUCCUGUACAUGCAGAACAGAUUUCAACACCAGAAACUCCAUUACCUUCCCCUCCUCAAGGCUCUGGACAAGAAUACAAAAUGUCUUCAAAUCAGGCUUCAGUAAUUGCACAGCAGUCUAUUUUGAAACAAAAAUCAUUGUGAUAAUAUUUCUCUCUUGUUCUUCCUACCUUCCUUAUUCCCCCCAUUCUUUCCCUGCACUUCUCCCUUCUUCCAUUCCUCCUUCCUUUUUAUGCACUAGAUAAUUUGGUAGGAAACUUGCACAUUUAUAAUCUCAGGAUGAUAAAGGAGAUUAUUUCCUCAGCAGCCACUACUGUGGGUGUUUCUUAACCUUUUUGAUUUGGAAAGUAAUAUUCACUGUUCUGACUGCUAUGCAGAGCUGUAACUGUGGAUACUGCAGUCUGAUAAAAAUGUAUAAACGUUGAUACUAUUUUUAGAUCUCUUAACUGCACAGAUUCAUUUUUUAUUUUCUGUUUUGGUUGUCAUCUUAAUAUUAUUGUUUUAGUUGUGUACAUAACUUUUUUUUCCAUUGUAACUGAACUGGUUAGGGCUUGUUUAGCUGUGAAUUGUAGACACGAAAAAGCGGGUUAGUCAAACCAAAGCCAAGACUCCACAAACAAAGCACAUGUACUACAUAAAAAGGAGGAAAUACUGAAUGGAUUGAAAUAUUCAAUACAUUGUAAAGAAUACUGAUUUGAAAGAAGCAUCUCUUUCAAGUUAAAUUUCAACAAAAGAGUUGAAUCCUCCCUGCUUACCAGUUUGUAUGAAUCAGAGGAAGGGCUUGCCAUGUGCAAAGAUGUUUGAGAACUUUUUGAAAUCUACAUACACAGUAAUGUCUAUAUUACUCAACAAGACAGUGCCUAGGCAUGGAUGCAGACACCAGAAUGCUACUAUUAUAUUACUAAAGAGUUAGAAAGGUGUCUGGAUUUUUUGUUGGUCAGGGCUAUUACUCUCCCAGAAAAUUUCUCGGGAUAUUUUGGGAAUUAGGCCUGUCUAGGGACACUUUUCACUACGCACUUUCAAUAUUGCCAUCUUUCUUUACAGAGAAUAACUGUAGGAACAUGGCCAGGCCAUGUUAGUUGACCUCAAGACUGGAGUAUAUAGACUUUGUACUGUCUGACUUACUAAUGUAAAUGUAGCCAUUGUGUUAUUUGUCUCACUAGCUGGUGAAUGCAUCGGCAAUCACUCUAAACUUUACCUACAGAAUAAUUGUAUCAGGGCUGCUCUGAAAGUAAUGCCUCCUACUUUAUUAUGUUGGCCCACAACAUCAGAGGUGGAUAUUGGUGGUAUGGCAGUGGAGAUUAAACCUUACCACCAGUAUUCCAUUACAUGUUGUUGCC